Messenger RNA from Parastagonospora nodorum SN15, 2026 nucleotides. RefSeq lists its product as hypothetical. The record is from RefSeq and is a predicted model, not a curated record. Gene Ontology annotation, molecular function: oxidoreductase activity; FMN binding. The coding region runs from base 53 to 1963 and encodes 636 amino acids. The transcript is spliced from 5 exons. NCBI's taxonomy places the organism in Eukaryota, Fungi, Ascomycota, Dothideomycetes, Pleosporales, Phaeosphaeriaceae.
CGCUCACUAGACUCCUUCCUUACCCUCAUUCUUCACAUUUGCAUCCAUCAUCAUGCCGCAGAAUGUUAUUGUCGUUGGCGCUGGCCUGUCCGGCUUGAGCGCUGCCCACACCAUUUACUUGGCCGGAGGCAAUGUCGUUCUCCUCGACAAGAACAACUUCAUGGGAGGCAACUCCACCAAGGCCACAUCCGGAAUCAACGGUGCCCUGACAAGGACGCAAGUUGACCACAAGAUUGGCGACAGCGUCAAGCAGUUUUACGAUGACACACUCAAGUCAGCGCGAGACAAGGCGCGGCCAGACCUCAUCAAGGUUCUUACCUACAAGUCCGCCGCUGCCGUUGAGUGGCUGAUGGACGUUUUCAACCUCGAUCUGACUCUCGUUUCACGGUUAGGAGGACACUCUCAGCCCCGUACCCACCGUGGUCACGAUGCCAAGUUCCCCGGUAUGGCCAUCACAUACGCCCUGAUGCAGCGAUUCGAGGAGCUCGCCGAGGCUGAGCCGGAGCGCGUCAAGCUCGUCAAGAAGGCCAAGGUCACCAGCGUCAACAUCGAGAACAACCGCGCCUUGGGCGUUACAUACACCUUUAAUGGCGAGGAGACCACCCUCGAGGGACCCGUCAUUCUUGCCACUGGUGGCUAUGCUGCCGACUUCACAGCAGACUCCCUUCUCAAGAAGUGGAGGCCAGACACCUACGAUCUAUCGACCACCAACGGUGCUCACGCCACUGGUGACGGCCACAAGAUGUUGAUGAAGGUUGGUGCCAAUGGCAUUGACAUGGACAAGGUCCAGGUUCACCCAACUGGUCUGGUAGACCCCAAGGAUCCUACCGCAAAGACCAAGUUCUUGGCCGCAGAAGCUCUCCGUGGUGAGGGUGGUAUCCUCCUCAACAACAAGGGUAAGCGCUUCUGCGACGACCUCGGCCACCGCGACUACGUUUCCGGCAUGAUGUGGGAAGAGAAGAAGAAGGGCCAGUGGCCCAUUCGCCUCGUUCUCAACUCCAAGGCCUCCAACAUCCUCGACUUCCACACCAGGCAUUACUCUGGCCGUGGUCUCAUGAAGAAGAUGAGCGGCGCUGAGCUUGCCAAGGAGAUUGGUGUCAGCGAUAAAGACCUCCAGGCCGAGUUCCAGAGCUACAACGCCAUCGCCAAGGGCGAGAAGAAGGACGAGUGGAACAAGAAGUUCUUCCACAACUUGCCCUUUGACAUCAACGACACUUUCCACGUUGCUGUCAUGGAGCCCGUUCUCCAUUUCACCAUGGGUGGUAUCGAGAUCAACGACCAAGCACAAUGCUUGAACUCCGAGGGUAAGCCAUUCGACGGCCUGUACGUCUGUGGUGAGCUUGCUGGUGGUGUCCACGGAGCCAACCGUCUCGGUGGUUCGUCUCUCCUCGGAUGUGUCGUCUACGGACGUGUUGCAGGAGACUCGGCCUCGAAGUACCUGUUCCAGCAGGCAUUGAACUCAUCCGGCGGCUCCGCAGUCAACCGUCUCGGCCAGAUUUCGCUACACAUCGACCCGUCGCAGCCCGGCAAGGUCUCUGUCGAGUGGGGCAACGGCGUCAGCACCUCCCAGGGCGCGACAGACGGACAGUCCAAGGUCGACCAACAGAAGCAAUUCUCAUCAGCACCGGUAAUGUCAUCCAACGCCGACUCAAACGACCCGGGCAAGGUGUCGAAGCCCAACAAGCCCUCGCAGUUCACUAUCCCGGAUAAGGAGUUCUCCCUCGAGGAGAUUGCGAAGCACAACAAGAAGGACGAUCUCUGGAUCGCAGUAAAGGGCAUCGUCAUGGACGUGACCAACUGGACGGAUGAGCACCCAGGUGGUCCCCAGGCGCUUUUCAGCCACAUGGGCAAGGACGCAUCAGAGGAGUUUGAGAUGCUGCACGACGAUGAGGUGAUUCCCAAGUAUGCGCCGGAAAUUGUCAUCGGUCGCGUCAAGGGCCAGGAGGUUACGUUGGAGUAUUAAAAUACUAGAGAGUUGUUUGUACUUCUAGCCUGUUCUUUCAAUCAUAUCUAUUGCAUGACUUCA